AUGUUGGAAAUAUCAGUUCUUAAGGUGGAGGACCCUGGCUGUUUGUGGGGUAGGAUUGUCAAAGGACCUUGUGUCCAAGCACACAGUCCAAAAGACUACGAGGACCUGCAGGUUAAGAUGAACCUAUUCUACCAUGAUGUCAAUUUUGAUGUGCAAAAAUUGAAGCUAAACUCACCAGAAGAAGGCCAGGUAUGUGUGGUUUUUCACUCGGACCAGAAAAACUGGUGUAGGGCUAUCGUGGAAAGUCUGCUUCUGGGGACUGUAAACGGCCAAGCUGUGUGCUUCUUGGUGGACCAUGCAGAACGCAUUAUAGUUCAUAAAGAUGAGGUGAGAGUUGCUCUUGAUCAGUUUCUGGAGCUGCCGUUUUGGAUGCAGAAGUUUGAACUGGCAGGAAUUCACCCCAUGAGACUUCAAGUAUCCCUUUGUCAACAGAAAGCAGAACUUGUGCCAUCAUGUCACUGGGACAGUUCAGCUACACGGUACUUACUCAACCUUAUACAGGCUUCUACUCUGGUUCAGGCAGUUUUGUGUGGAAGGUAUAUGGGAUCCUCUGCCAUUCAACUCUACCUGACCAUCCGGAAUGUAAAGAUCUGUGUGAACGAUGAUCUUGUGGUGAAGAAAUUUGCCUGUUUUUCAAGUGCAAAAGCAAAUGUGACGUCACAGAACUGCUCAGUUGACCCCUCACCCGUGUCUCUGACAUGCGACAUCUUCUCCAGCCCUGACAAAUUCCUAGCCACAAAUGGUUGCCGUGCAGCAACAUCACUUCCUCCUGGCUUCUUAUUUGAGGAAGGCCACAGAGAUGACAUCAUAAUGGGUGAGAGCACCACCUCUGAGGCAGGUCGGGAGGACAUAUCUCUCACAGCACCUCAGCUCCUGGAGGAUAAAAGCCCUCCGGAAACCCCCCCUGGAGUCUGCAGAGACCAGACGAAAAACGUCUCCUCCACUCUGCAGUCUGAGGCCAUGCUAGCUGACUGUGACAGCGGUGGUUCCUCUGUAGAACUGAAUGGAGAAAGUCCUCUAAAAGAGCGACAGAGCUUGAAAGAGGAGCUGGCCUGUGCAAGAUUGCUGCAGCUGCUUAAUCCAGAUCCUUUAAACCCAGAUGCAGACUCACUCGACACCAACGUUCUCAUCCCGGAACAUGGCGGACAGAGGGUUCUGGUACAUUCUGCCAUCACAGUUGACCCUUGUGUGACCCUUUCCCAUGCCCCUAUCACGGAGAACUUCAGAAAGUUCUUGUUGAGGAGGAAGUAUGCAGGUCCAGGAGAAGCUGAGAGUUACUGUUGGCCCAGCGUGGCGCGCGGAUGUGACACGGUUCUGGUGUCUCAUGGUGGGGAGGACCCAGUUUCUUAUCUACCCCCGCUCCUAGCUCACAUCCAGCUCUCAUCUGUCUACAGUCCUCUGUCAGCACACAGCGGACCUCUGUCAGUCAUCCUUUGUCCUGGCUGGGAAAAGGUGCAGAUGGUGAUGGAGCUAUUGGAGGAAAGCCAGGCAGCGCAGUGCCUUCACCCAGCUGCAGCCUUAAUCGGACUGGGCAAAGACGAGGCCACGAACACCAAGAUCCAGAAGAACUGUCAGCUGCUGGUGACCACGCCCAGCAGCAUGGCUAGGCUGUUGGCUGCACACUGCUUCCUUUUCCUGCGGCUAUGCCACCUGGUACUGCACGAGGCUGAUGUGCUUUUCUCACGCACCCCUGCCCAGAUGGAGACUAUCUUACAGCAUUUUAAGAAGUUGGUAUGCAGUGAGGAGAGGGUUUCCUGCCCACGGCAGAUCAUUUCCGUUGCUAAGCGCUGGACGCCGCCACUCGACAGCUUGGUUAGAGAGCACAUGUUCAGCCCGAACGUUAUCAUCAGUGUGUUAGAGGAGGCUGCCCUAUACAGCCAAGUUCAUCAGGUCGUCCUGCUUUGUUUGGACUCCUCUAAGACUUCCGUUCUGCUCAGCUCUUUGGAUUUCAAUCCUUCCUUACCCCAAAAGACCCUGAUCAUUGCUAACUCUCCAGAGGAGGUAGAACAUGUUUACAAGGCUGUCACCAACACCUCAGCAUUCUCACUAAAGGCACAUGAGGGUUUGACUUUUGAGUUUGACUUUGUCAUCCAGCAGUGGAACAAAGACAUUGGGCCUGGCACUCAAGUCAUUCUGGUGACCACCAAUGAGUGCCUGAAGGCCCUGGGAAUCAGAGAUGCCACGUGUGUAGUUCACUAUGGGUUCCCAAGCUCCCCAAAACUUUUUGGUUUGCGACUCUUCUGCAUGUCUGAAAACUUCCGGAACCUCUCUGACAAGAGCACAGGUCCUGGGGUUCAGUCUGUGUUGCUGCUGUCUGAGCGGAGCGCUCGUCACAUUUUGGGGGUGCUGCGUUACCUGAAGCGCACAGAUGCCUCGCUUCCCCCUGAGCUCCUGCAGUUUGCCCGCGGGGUGCAGCGAGCCAAAGAGGAGCAGAAGACGGACAGACCUCUGUGUGGAUACCUGAAGAGCACGGGCUGCUGCAGGGACAGCAGUGCUUGUGCAGACAGGCACUCAGUCAGCAGAAUUCUGGACAAUCCCCAGCACUCAUUCUCCGGCAUUAUUCUGGUUCUGCCCCUUUACAUCAAGAGUGCCUCUGUUUACUAUGGUCGCGUCGUCCGCCAAAAAGACGACUGUUACGAGACUUUAUCGGCCCAGAUGAGCUCUCACUACGCCAGAGAAAAACUCUGUGCUAAAGAUGUCCUGGAAGGGGAAUUAUAUGGGAUACAAGAACGGGAUGUUUACCACAGGGUGCGUGUUACAGAAGUACCUGAUAAAGGAGACCGCCUCUUCAGCAGUGUGACGGCACACUUUUUGGAUGAGGGGCGCACACAGGAAGUGAAAUCACACCAGCUGUUGCAGCUUCCCGCCCAGUUCCACCAGUUGCCUCCCCAGGCUGUGGAAAUAAUUGUGUGCAGAGUUCAGCCCAUUGACGGGGAGGUUCACUGGAACCCAAAGGUUACCAGAGCAAUCAGUCAAAAGAUUCAAGGAACGUUACAUCAAGCUAAGGUGGUCUUGAGUCUAGGAAACACCAUUUGGGUUGAUCCUAUGGUGCGAGUGACUCGGCUACCUGGUCUGAAAACCUUCAUUAAUGAAUAUAACAUCAGUGAUGAGAUCCUGGCCACAGGGAUGGGCACAACCAAUCCACAGCAUGUGGACCUGCUGAAGGAACUGAUCCAGCACCAGGCAGACUCCAGCACCGCAGAGACCAGCCACGCCCAUCUGUUUGAGAGUUCUCCUGUGACUCUGAAGCUGAAGGUUCAGGCUGAAGAAGAGGAUCUGUCCAGUAAGGUCAACGCUUCAGAGGAAAACCUGAGUACUGGACCAGAGCUCGGGGUGGAACCUCCAAAAACCGGGCUUAAUGAUCCACAGAGGUUUGAGAGUUCUCCUGUGACUCUGGAGCUGAAGGUCCAAGUUGAAGAAGAGCCUCUGUCCAGUACGGUCAACGCUUCAGAGGAAAACCUGAGUACUGGACCAGAGCUCUGGGUGGAACCUUCAAAAACCGGGCUUAAUGAUCCACAGAGUUUCUCUCCCUGUCCCCCGUCCAGUUUUCACCCGCAGGUAAAGUGGUAUGAGAAGAAGAAUACAGUCAUUGUUCACAUAAAGCUCACCUGCCCUGAUAAGCAGAGGUGUGAGUUUUACUCCGACAGGGUGAUAUACAGUGCCUAUGUGAAUGAACGGCAUUACCUUGCCAAUCUGGAGCUGCAGGGUAAUGUCAUUCCCGAGCACUGUUCUUGGUCAGUGAAGGGUAAUGAACCAGAGAUCAGACUGGUGAAACUGGAAGAGAGAAACUGGAAGACACUACUCAAACACAAGAGUCCAUUUGUCUGCUAUAACUUUGACUACAUUGGGGAGGAAGAAAUGACAACGCUGAAUGGUCCCUGGUUUGUGGCGGAUGCAGAAGAUGAGGGAUGCUACGUCAUUUUGGACAGUGAGCUUGAAAGUGACAGCGACUAA
This is a messenger RNA of Chanos chanos (milkfish), 3954 nucleotides long. RefSeq names its product tudor domain containing 12 (gene tdrd12). The transcript has 31 exons. Gene Ontology annotation, biological process: germ-line stem cell division. The record is from RefSeq and is a predicted model, not a curated record. NCBI's taxonomy places the organism in Eukaryota, Metazoa, Chordata, Actinopteri, Gonorynchiformes, Chanidae. The coding region runs from base 1 to 3954 and encodes 1317 amino acids. Gene Ontology annotation, molecular function: nucleic acid binding; ATP binding.